This is a messenger RNA of Macrosiphum euphorbiae (potato aphid), 219 nucleotides long. Lineage: Eukaryota; Metazoa; Arthropoda; Insecta; Hemiptera; Aphididae. The record is from the annotation of a GenBank genome assembly.
AUGUUCAAAGAUCUUAAGUCAAUUGUUUUUAAACACAAAACUUUACCACUUCGUUUAGAUAAUUUUUUUGUAACUUACGUUGAAUCAAUUAUUGGUAUGAUGAAUUUAAUGAACACAUCUGUUUCUGUAGCUCAGUCAAAAGAAGAUCUUUUGGAUAUUGAACAUGAAACCCAGCAACCAAUUUCAGAAAUUCAAGUCAAAUUAAAACGUCUUGUUUGA